AUGAACUACAUCCAUAUUGUAAGUAAGCCCCACAGCCAACAGGCAAGUUUGUUUGAGACGCACUCAGAGGUCCAUGAUGCCUUCAUGUCUUUCCGCGCAAACAACACGUCCGAACUUGAGUACAACGCAAGCAUACGAAAGCGUCCCCUUCGGGUAAUUGGAACCGUGGAUAAAUGCGUUACUAGACUCGACGUCCGCGAGAGACUGCGGGAACUCAUGACUGAGUUGGGUAUACUUCACAAGAACUACUCUGUCAAGAUAGAAUUAUUAGAUCUGAUGGGUACACAGUUUAUUAGCUCAACAAAGCCUCACCUACAGCAUAUAUGGACAGAGGAGCACGAACAAGCUUGGGAAAACCGUGUUCGCCUCAUUUGUUACCACAUGAAGAAAGGGAUGUGUAGUAUAUAG
This is a messenger RNA of Dreissena polymorpha, 408 nucleotides long. RefSeq lists its product as uncharacterized. Gene Ontology annotation, molecular function: heme binding; oxygen binding. NCBI's taxonomy places the organism in Eukaryota, Metazoa, Mollusca, Bivalvia, Myida, Dreissenidae. The transcript is spliced from 3 exons. The coding region runs from base 1 to 408 and encodes 135 amino acids. The record is from RefSeq and is a predicted model, not a curated record.